Messenger RNA from Bombyx mori (domestic silkworm), 839 nucleotides. RefSeq lists its product as uncharacterized. The record is from RefSeq and is a predicted model, not a curated record. Bases 235 to 582 code for a protein of 115 amino acids. The transcript has 2 exons. Lineage: Eukaryota; Metazoa; Arthropoda; Insecta; Lepidoptera; Bombycidae.
UUAUAUUUGUACUACAUUAGAAAGUGCUCAAACGUAACUUUCAAUUUGAUUAGCGCAAUUUACAUAUAUCUGUGAGGAUUUACGGCACCAGAACUUUGUGGUAGUUCGUUCAUUAUGUCAUUGUCACUGUCGACGGUUUAAAGGGAGGGUACAUGCGGCGCGGAUUUCAAAAAAGCAAAUAUAUUAUUGCCAUUCAAAUACUGGUUGGACUAUACAUUUGCAUAUAAGUUAAAAAUGUAUCCGAAAAUUAUUGUUUUAUUUAUUAUUUUGAUGUCGAUAUCUGUAUUUUGUGAGGGAUCUGAAGAAAUAGAAGCGCGUGGAAAGAAAAAGAAGAUAGCGUUGUUCGUAUACUUUGCUGAUAUAGUAAUAAAGAAGAUAUUCGUUCUGAAGCUGAUCUACGCUUUCGUCUUCUGGGUCGUGCUCCACAAAGCGGGUUACUUCCUCUCCUGGUUCGCUAGCUACAUCAAAGAGCAGAAACACGAGUAUCACGAUCAUCACGACCACCACGAGUACGCUCAUCACGACUAUGGACCGAAUUACGGACCUUAUAGGAAACAGAGUGAUGGUUAUAGAUUACGAUAGAGUUGUGUAGUUUGAUGAAUGAGUUGAAAUGUAUUUUAGAUGUGUAAUUCUGUUAAAUUCGUUCAUUACGCCUUGACUGGAAUAGUCUAUGGAAAAAUGAAAUAAAAUAAGUACAUAUUCAAAAGUAGAACAUUGCAGAUUCAGCGCUGGGUCCACGCGAGUUUGUUUAAUAGAAUUACACUUCAGAUAUGAGAUUGUGAUGUUUAGCGGUAUAAUGUUUAUUAAAUUAUUGAAAUAUAUGUUACGUAUUUAUUGUA